AUGCCUAACGAAGUUGAUCCAGACGAUACUUUGAAACUUAAAAUUAGUAAACUCCUUUCUCUCCCUCGAAAAAACGGACUGCUGUCGAUACACGAUGCUGAUAUUGACGAUUUGGCAAAACAACGUCCUAGGAACUACUCCCUCAUUGUCCUUAUUGGUACCGAAGUUAAAGAUUGUGAGGGUUGCCGCAUUACUCGUGAAUUUUUGGAAAACAUCGCCUCGGGCUGGGAGGCAAAGUCGCCCUCACCCAGUGAUUUAUACUUUGCCUCCUAUGAUUUUUAUUAUGACCAGGCACUUAUAAAGGAGUUUGGCAUCGAAAAGGCACCACACAUGAUUCAUUUUCCUCCUACGCGUUACCCUUCCAGAGCAGACCAAGUCUCUGACGGUAACGUGUUGAUGUCUGAGGAACGUCUUGUUAACUGGAUACGUUUGAGGACGGGACAUGCUAUCGUCCCUUAUGUUCGGCCAGAUUAUACAAAGGUCAAAGUUGCUGGUGUGGUGGCUAUCAUUAUUGGACUUCCACUUGUUUUUGGUUUCGUAACGUUCCGCACCAUGUCGGCAUUCGUCAGCUUGGGCGUGAUCCUGAGCAUGCUCUCCGGCGCCAUGUGGAUCUCCAUAAACUCACCGCCCUGGGUCAUGUCAGAUGGUAGGAAGACCCAUCUUUACUACCCCUCCCGUGGAGCCCAGCUGGCCUUUGAGGCAGUCAUUAUCUUCAGUUUAUGUAUCCUUUGUGGUCUUGGCCUCCUAACGGGUGUGUUUGGAGUGACUAGUGAGGGAGAGGGGAGGGGUGGAUAUUAG
Messenger RNA from Dibothriocephalus latus, 798 nucleotides. NCBI's taxonomy places the organism in Eukaryota, Metazoa, Platyhelminthes, Cestoda, Diphyllobothriidea, Diphyllobothriidae. The record is from the annotation of a GenBank genome assembly.